This is a messenger RNA of Lodderomyces pseudojiufengensis, 1872 nucleotides long. RefSeq lists its product as uncharacterized. The record is from RefSeq and is a predicted model, not a curated record. Bases 1 to 1872 code for a protein of 623 amino acids. Gene Ontology annotation, molecular function: protein binding. NCBI's taxonomy places the organism in Eukaryota, Fungi, Ascomycota, Pichiomycetes, Serinales, Debaryomycetaceae. The transcript has a single exon.
AUGGAAAUAUUUCUAAAAUUACCCAAGGAAAUUUUAUCAUUAAUUUUCAGCAACAUCGAAGAUAAAUUUAUAAUCAAAAAUUUAAUAUAUAUUCCAGGUUUACAACAUAUUGCUUUAGAACGAAAAUAUCCAAAAUAUGAAAUAAAUAAUUAUUACAAUUCAAUUGAAACAUUAAUAAAUCUUCAUCAACAGUUUGAGUUCAUCCCUUCCAUAAUCAUUGGGAAUAUAAACCAAAUCAAUCAAUUAAUUAAUGAACCAAAUUUCAGAUUAGUCAAUUAUUCGGUAAAGAUUAUGAAAAGUACUAGAUUUACUGAUCUAAUCUCGAUCCUGGAUAAAAUUUACAUAGUAGGAUUACAUAUGGAUCAAUAUUUAGAACCUUUCGUUGGAAAUUUCAAAAAAGAAGAAAUUAAAUCAUUCCUAAGUUUUAUUGAAAGUAACUUCUUGCAAUCAUUGACAACAUCCCAUUUCAAUGUAUUCCCAAUUCAAUUUCCAAGAUCUUUGAAGGAACUAACACUAGAUAAAGGUCAUAAAAUCAAUUUGGAUAUAAGUGAUUUACAUCAUCUCGAGUCAUUGAAUUGCAAAAAUCUACACAUGAUGAGCUCAUUUGAUAAUUUUUUGCUUCCAUUGUCAAUCAAAAAUUUAAGAUUUGAUUCUUGUGAUAUAGAAACUUUGGGUAAUUUAUUCAAGUAUAAGAAUCUAAAUUUACUUGAUAUAUCUUGCUGUCCUGAACUUUUUGGCCUAGUUUAUACUUUGUUCCCCAAUUCGUUGGAAACUUUGAAUUUCAUUAACAAUUUCGAUCGUCAAAGAAUAGAUGAGGUAUAUGAAGAAGAACGAUUUAUUUUUUUAAACUUUUCAGAAAUUGGACUGCGGGUUUGUAUCGAUGCUGACUUUCGGUUCCCUCCAAACUUGAAGAAUUUGAGGAUUUGCGAUACUAUGCAGAGCCUAGAACUAACAAAUAUUGAGCUUCUGAGCACACUCGAUUGUUUGGAAUUAAAUGGUAUUGGCUGUAUUGAGCUACACGAGGCUAUGGUCGGUUUACCCAAUAAAAUGUCCGAAAUCAUCAUUACAAAUUGCCACAUUGUAUCUGAAGAUCAUGUUGCUUUUCCAGAGCUGGAGCGGAUUUACUUUACAAACAAUAUAAUAUGGCUGGAUCCAUUCAAAUCAAACUUAAAUCAAUUAAAAUCUAUAAACGUGUUGGAUAUGUCAGACAAUUAUUGUUCAGAUGGUGCCCCUGGGCAUGACCGAAUUGAUCCUAUGGCAUUUCUAACAAAUUUAGAAGAAAAUGUAUGUUUCAACUCACCCAAAUUGCAAAACUUAAUCUUAAAAAGUUCAAAGCCGAUAGAUUAUGAAUACUUUACAUCUUAUGAAGUGUCAUUUGAAUGUGAAAAUUUGACCAAUUUGAAAAUGACAAACUUAACUCUUGACUUAUUGGAUCUUAAUCAGCUUCCCAAUACAUUAGAGGAGUUGAUAAUCAAUAAUUUGAAAUUGAAAACCAUGGAAGGGAAUUUUUUUAAGUUUAGUAAAUUAAAGAAGUUGGAUUUAGAAAAUAAUCAAAUAACUUUCUCAAUGUUGAGAAAACAAGACUUUCCAUCAAGUUUAACUCAUUUGAAUUUAUCAAAUAAUAAAAUUGAACAUUUAAGUUGUUUAGUUUUAGAUAAUUGUAUUAAUUUGAAAGAUUUGAAAUUGAAAGAAGUAACCUCAGAAUGUACACCAGAAGGUGCAACUCAAUUAAGGAAUUCGUUAUUUCAUGUUGAUCCCCAUAUUGAUGCAAUUUUAACAAAUAAUGAUUUAGAUGUGAUUUUUGAAAUUGUUAAUGGAGUUGAAAAAAAUUCGAUUUUAAAGUCUAUUUAUAAGAAAAGAAGAAUUUGUUAG